Kickxella alabastrina is the source of this 1959-nucleotide messenger RNA. RefSeq lists its product as uncharacterized. Bases 81 to 1775 code for a protein of 564 amino acids. Gene Ontology annotation, cellular component: cytosol. The transcript has a single exon. Lineage: Eukaryota; Fungi; Kickxellomycota; Kickxellomycetes; Kickxellales; Kickxellaceae. Gene Ontology annotation, biological process: carbohydrate metabolic process. Gene Ontology annotation, molecular function: magnesium ion binding; phosphoglucomutase activity. The record is from RefSeq and is a predicted model, not a curated record.
GUCCGCAUUUUGUUUCUUUUUAGUUCUCUUCAGCUACUUUUCAUUCACAAUCCAACACCUAAGCUCGUUACCCCCACCAUAUGACCGCCUCAGCUGCCCGCCGCGUCCAGACGACGCCCUUUGAGGGCCAAAAGCCAGGCACCUCAGGGCUACGCAAGCGCGUAGUCGUUUUCCAGCAGGAACACUACACGGAGAACUUCGUUCAAGCCAUCUUCACCGCCAUGCCCUCGCCAGGCCCACAGGACGCCACACUGGUGGUAGGCGGUGAUGGCCGCUACUUUGUCAAGGACGCGGUGCAGACGAUCAUCCGCGUCGGCGCCGCCAACGGCAUCGCCAAGUUCAUCAUCGGCCAAGACGGCAUCCUGUCAACGCCCGCGGCAUCCGCCGUGAUCCGCAAGCGCCAGGCCGACGGAGGCAUCAUCCUGACUGCUUCGCAUAACCCGGGAGGUCCCGAGAAUGACUUUGGAAUCAAGUACAACAUGCGCAAUGGAGGUCCCGCGCCAGAGUCUGUCACUGAUGAUAUUUAUGCUGCUACGCGCAACAUUACUAAGUACAGCGUUGUCGAUAUGUCUGAGCCCGUGGACCUGUCAGUCAUUGGCACGCGCAGCUUUGGCAAUUUCGAGGUUGAGAUCAUCGACCCUGUUGAGGACUACGUUGAGCUGCUGGCUGGUAUCUUUGAUUUUGACCUGAUCCGCCGCUUCCGCGAGCAAACCCCCAGCUUCUCUCUGCUGUUCGACGGGCUCAACGGCGUCACUGGGCCGUACGGCCGCCGGAUUUUCGUUGACGAGCUGGGGUUUGCUGACAGCUCGCUCGACCAGUGCACGCCGCUGGAGGAUUUUGGCGGCAGCCAUCCGGAUCCCAACCUGACGUACGCGCACAAGCUUGUGGAGCGCGUCGCCCGUGAGAACAUCUCCCUGGGCGCCGCAUCGGACGGCGACGGCGACCGCAACAUGAUUAUCAGCAACGACUGUUUUGUGAAUCCGUCAGACUCUGUCGCGCUUAUUGCCCACUACGCUAUGGAGUGCAUUCCCUACUUCCAGCGUAACGGCGUUCAUGGCCUGGCGCGGUCCAUGCCGACGUCCUGCGCUAUUGAUCGCGUCGCGCACGCUAAGGGCCUUGAUGUAUUCGAGGUGCCGACCGGCUGGAAGUUCUUCGGCAACCUGAUGGAUGCCGGCCGCUUGUCGAUCUGCGGCGAGGAGUCCUUUGGCACUGGGUCUGACCAUAUUCGCGAAAAAGAUGGUAUUUGGGCAAUUGUCGCCUGGCUCAAUAUUAUCGCUCAUGUCGGCCAGACUAACCCUGAUGUGUCUGUGCGCUCGAUAAUGCAGGACUUUUACGCAAUUUACGGCCGCAACUACUUUACGCGCUACGACUACGAGGAAGUCGACUCCGAGGGUGCGUCAAAGAUGAUCGACCGUCUGCGCGCAUUCGCUGCAGACACGCCGGCGGCCAAUAAUGCUAGCGGCCUGGUUGGUAAGAGCUUCAGCGGAUAUACUGUGGCCAAGGUCGACGACUUUGAGUACACUGAUCCUAUUGAUCACAGUGUAUCGAGCCGCCAGGGCUUGCGCAUUAUCUUUGAUGACUCGUCGCGCAUUAUUUUCCGUCUUUCGGGAACUGGCUCACAGGGUGCUACUGUGCGCAUUUAUAUUGAGCGAUAUGACCAGGAACUGCUUGAUGUCGAUACACAAGUUGCGCUGAAGCCCCUGGUCGACGCUGCUCUGCAUAUCUCGCAGCUCAAAGAAUUCGUUAAUCGCGAAGAACCUACCGUCAUCACUUGAUUUCAGUUCUAUUUUAUAAUGUAGACAUUUUCAUAUAUGAAAUCGAAAACCAAAAAAGCUAAGCAAACCUUCUUUGGGGACGAUAAUUGGAGCUUUUUCAAAUAUUGGCUGCUCUUGUUGUGGGCAGAGCGAAAAAAGCAGCAGCAGCAACAACAACAUGAGUUGGCCUUUGGCCAACCUGAAA